Argentina anserina (silverweed cinquefoil) is the source of this 2380-nucleotide messenger RNA. RefSeq lists its product as uncharacterized. The transcript has 2 exons. The record is from RefSeq and is a predicted model, not a curated record. Gene Ontology annotation, molecular function: protein dimerization activity. NCBI's taxonomy places the organism in Eukaryota, Viridiplantae, Streptophyta, Magnoliopsida, Rosales, Rosaceae. Bases 16 to 2343 code for a protein of 775 amino acids.
UUGAUCCUCAGGAUCAUGAGUGGAAGAUCAACUCCAAUUAGUUCCAGCGUCGGGUCUGUUAAUGCCGGGUCUGCUAAUGCCGAGUCUGCUAAUGCCAGUUCUAAUACUGGAGGGUCUGGAGGUGGAGAUGCUGAAAAUGAACAAAGGGUAGUAGAUGAUAAAGCUCCUUUAUGGAUGUUUGUUAAGAAGAUUAGCAAACCUCCAACUGGAGGUAACUGGAGGUGGCAAUGCAAUUUUUGCAAGCUGUACUUCAAUGGCUCACACACUAGAGUUAAGAGUCAUUUGCUGAAAGAAGGAACCGCAGGUAUUGCUUCUUGCACCAAGGUUAAUCCUGAAGCAUAUGCUAAAUUACAUAAGUUGGUGAAUGAGUGCAAGGAGAGAUUAGCAAAUGCAGCUAGUAGACAAGUUCCUCUACCAUCAUCAGGACAACAAAAAGGGAGUACUUCGGCUCCUGCUACUAGUAGCCUUGGGGAUACUUAUCAUGCCUAUAGGCCAUAUACACAAGAAUUUAGUCAAUUUACAGCAUCUGACAUGAGAAAGAAGAGGAAAACAAGUGGUGGUGCUCUUGCAAAAGCAUGGAAUAACUCGGCUAGGGAGGAAUGUGAUGGUGAGGUUGCGAGGAUGUUCUACACUGGUGGCCUAUCAUUCAAUCUUGCAAGAAAUCCACACUACCGGAUGUCUUAUGUUCGUGCUUCUACUCUUCCUGGCUAUGUUCCACCAGGUUACAAUGCUUUGAGGACCACACUACUUGCAAAGGAAAGAAGGAACAUUGAGAAACAUUUAGAGCCAAUCAAGCUUACAUGGAGGGAUAAGGGUGUGAGUAUAUGUAGCGAUGGCUGGUCCGAUGCACAAAAAAGGCCUUUGAUUAAUGUGAUGGCUACAUGCGAGCGUGGUCCAAUGAUGUUGAGAGCAAUAAAUUGUGAGGGGGAAUACAAGGACCAUAAAUUGAUUGCAAAAUUCCUUAAAAAAGCCAUCAAGGAGGUUGGUUAUGAAAAUGUUGUGCAAGUGGUUACGGACAAUGCUCCCGUUUGUGCAAAGGCCGGUGCAUUGGUAGAAAGUAAGUAUCCUACUAUCUUUUGGACACCAUGUGUAGUUCAUACUUUGAAUCUUGCUUUGAAGAACAUUUACACACCUUCUAAUAUUGCUCAAAAUAUGGAUGUGUAUGAUGCAUGUUGUUGGAUACAACCGGUUGCGGAGGAUGUAAUGUUUAUUAAAAACUUCAUUAUGAAUCAUGGAAUGAGAUUGGUUAUGUUUAAUGAUCAUUGCAAUUUGAAGUUGCUUUCGGUUGCUCCAACAAGGUUUGCUUCUACUGUUAUUAUGUUUAAGAGGUUCAAGAUGAUCAAGACCGGUUUGCAACAAAUGGUGAUUAGUCCAAAGUGGGAUCACUAUAAGGAGGAUGACUAUAGGAAGGCGGCUUCGGUGAAGGAAAAGUUGCUGGAUGAGUUAAUGUGGGAUGAUAUUGACUACAUCCUUACUUUUACCGAACCGAUAUAUGAGAUGAUUAGGAAAGCGGAUACAGAUAAACCUUGUCUUCAUUUAGUAUAUGAAUGGUGGGAUAACAUGAUUGAGAAAGUGAAGAAGGCUAUCUAUAGGAAGGAAAGAAAGCAAUUGGAUCAAGAGUCUACAUUUUGGAAUGCGGUAUAUGGAGUGUUGAUAAAUCGUUGGACCAAGAGCAAUACUCCCCUUCAUUGCUUGGCACAUUCUUUGAAUCCCAAGUACUAUAGUGCGGAAUGGCUUAAUGAAGAUCCUAAUCGUGUUGCUCCUCAUAAAGAUUUAGAGGUUACAAAUGAAAGAAAAACUUGUUUCAUGCGGUACUUUGCCAAUGAAGAUGAUAGAAGAAAGGUUAACAUAGAAUUUGCCAAUUUUUCUAUGGUCAUGGCUCAUUUUGGAAGUACAGAUGCAAUCAGGGAUAGGUAUUUAAUGGAGCCACUUAUGUGGUGGGCAGUCCAUGGAUCUUCGGCACCAACUCUUCAAGGCAUAGCCUUCAAGCUUCUAGGUCAACCUUGUUCUUCCUCAUGUUGUGAAAGAAAUUGGAGUACUUACAAUUUUAUUCACUCUUUGAAGAGGAAUAAGAUUAGACCACAAAGAGCGGAAGAUUUGGUAUUUGUGCAUACCAAUCUUCGCCUCUUAGCAAGGCAAAGCCAGAACUACAAUCAAGGUAGCACUAAAAUGUGGGAUGUUGGAGGUGAUGAGUUUGAUUCAUUGGAGGACACUAAUGUUGGAAGACUUGAGAUUGCCGAACUUUCACUUGAUGAACCACAAUUGGAGGCGGUUUUGUUUGGUGAUGAUGAUGAUAUUGAAGUGGGAGUCAUUGAAGAAGAUGGUAUUGGUGGAGAUGAGUGAAAUCUAGUUCUUUUCUUUUUAUUUAUCAUGUGUUUUG